This is a messenger RNA of Lathyrus oleraceus (garden pea), 837 nucleotides long. RefSeq lists its product as uncharacterized. Lineage: Eukaryota; Viridiplantae; Streptophyta; Magnoliopsida; Fabales; Fabaceae. Bases 1 to 837 code for a protein of 278 amino acids. The transcript has 4 exons. The record is from RefSeq and is a predicted model, not a curated record.
AUGGACCUAAUACAAGUUGUUGGGCUUUUGAAGACUAUUGUUGGGUUCUCUCAAUGCUACGAAGGUUUAGUCAAGGAAUUUAUUGUUAAUAUUCCUGAGGAUAUUUCUGAUAAGAACAACAAGGAGUUAUGUAAGGUGUAUGUGAGGGACAAUCAGGUCUGUAGGGAGAUUAUUGCUAAGCAGGUGAAAGUUUGGCCUUUUAAAAAGCAUCUGCCUGUUGGGAAGUUAACUAUCAAGUAUGUUAUCCUGCAUAAAAUAGGAGCUGCUAACUGGGUCCCUACCAACCAUAUCUCCACCAUUGCUAAUACUCUUGGGAGUUUUAUUUUUGCUGUUGGGACAAAAGUGAAAUUUGACUAUGGUAUAUAUAUGUUUGAUCAAAUCAUCAAGCAUGCAACUACUAAUGCAGUUAACCUGCCAGUUGCUUUUCCCUCUAUGAUCUGUGGAAUUAUCUUGAAUCAACAUCCUGGUAUUCUAUGCUUAAAUGAUUUACCUAGUAGGAGAAAACCAGCUUUGUCUGUGCACUACAAACUCUUUGAAGGCAGUCAUGUCGAGGAUAUUGUCAUGACAUCUGCCAUGAGGAGGUCAAUCUCAAAAGUUGGAGCAAUUGCUGAGCUUAAGGAGACAUGCAAAGAGCUAGGUGAAGGGAUUAGGGUUGAGGGUGAAAAUGUUGAACAUGCUAAUGUCAGCCAUGAAGAAGAAGCUGAAGCCCACACCUCUAGUGAGAGGUCUGCUAACAAUGAUAACGCGAGUGGCAAUUCUGCUUCUGGUGCUACUGAAGAGGCUACAAACUCAAGAAUUCUUACAGUUGUGUGUGUACUUGGUGAUAUAACUCUUUAA